AUGUCUGCAUCGUUCUUGGGCUCCUCCGGUCCUACUCCAAAUUUCGACUCGGACCGUUUUUCAACGAUCCAGAGCAAGUCAGACGUUCUAGAUGGAUUAGAGAUUGAUCGUAGCCCAGGGGGCACCAUCAUUUCGAUGCCUGUCAUUGUCGAGGGAGGCGGUGGAUUCAGCUCGAUGGAACAGGGAAUAACCUUAAGGUCAUUUUUCAUGACGGCUCUCAACGCGAUGAUAACGUUAGGUUUCUCGAUCCCAUUUGUGUUUACCACCGCUGGCUGGCUAGCAAUGGUAUUCCAGGUUGUCACCGGUGCGGCAAUUUUUAUAUGUAUUUUACUUGUCAAGGCUUGCUUCGACAACCCUGAGAUUAAGAGAUAUGGCGAGGAACAUCGUGUGCCCGUCUUCGAGAGAGAAUACGCUUUCCUGGCUGGUUAUUGUGGAGGCAUAGUCGGCCGAACAGUCGUUACAAUG
Perkinsus marinus ATCC 50983 is the source of this 465-nucleotide messenger RNA. RefSeq lists its product as hypothetical. The annotation marks the transcript as partial. The record is from RefSeq and is a predicted model, not a curated record. Lineage: Eukaryota; Perkinsozoa; Perkinsida; Perkinsidae. The transcript is spliced from 3 exons.